GCACUGUGGGUAAUUGCUGUAAUUCAAUUCACCUGAUGGGCGUGGACAUAAAGAAGCUGCUGGCACAAGGUGGUUGUUCACGUCUCACAGCUGCUGAAGAAGAAGAGGUCGCUGCACAUGUGACGCUCACUGAAGAUAUUGUGUCAUGUGGAAUCAAGCCAAAGUUUGCAGUCAGUCCUCUGCGAGGAAAUCCGGCCACAAAGCAUGGAAAUCAAAGGUGUGUCUGUCUUUAAUCUGCAGUAAAAUACUGUGUGAGGAUCUGUGCUCGUACGCUGAGGUCAGAUUCAUUUAUUCCCUCUCUGUGAUUUCCCCACAGAAAGCAACUCUUCAGAUUUUGCCCUGCACAGUGUCUCAGCUUCUGUCCGCUCCUCCAGUCAGCAGUGAUGCCUUUGCGAUCUACGACUGGGAACUCAACCAGGUGUCUGUUGUGGGUGUGGUCAGAGCGCUGUCUCACUUCGUGACCAACGUCCAGUACGCCGUGGACGACAUGACGGGUCCACGUUUAAACGUGAAGCAGUGGGUCAAUGAAGAGGACGACGCAGUGAUGCCGUUCGCUUCUCCUGGAACAUAUGUGAAGGUCAUAGGAAAUCUACACAGUUUCAGUGGUCAAAGGUCAUUGCUGGCAAUGGAUAUCCGUUGCAUCGACGACCCGAAUGAGAUCACGUCCCACAUGUUGGAAGUGGUACAAGCCCAUAUGGAGCAUUUCGGAAAGGUGUUCGACGUGAACAUGAACACCGCUCUUGCCUCGAUGUCCGGACAGUGCAGCGCUGGACCUCCUGCAGGCGGCAUCUCACCGCAUGGUUUAUCCACCGUCCGUGAUCAGGUGUUGCAGGUAAUCAGGAAGUUCUCUCACCGUGAUGUUGGCAUCAGUCUCGAUGACCUGAGGACACAGCUGGACUACCUCAGUAUGGGGGACAUCAGAUCCUCUCUGGCUUUUCUUCUAAACGAAGGUCACGUCUUCUCCACCAUCGACGAGCAGCAUUAUAAGUCAGCAGAACCGUACACCAUUGAGCUUUUCCUUGAACGCAACCCUCCGGUCAAACUGUCAAACUUUAAAUCAAACUGGGAGAGCCUGGCCGUGUCCCAAACCAGGGGUCGCAUCCUUUCGGAGGACGCGCUGUACGAAGCUGCUAUAGACCACGACGGCACAAACCGAAAUGUGACAAUCCGGCGGAGUGACCUGAUGGAGUUCAACACCGCCCACGACAAGCACAUCUCCACCCUAACCACAAAGGAGGGAAACAUGGACAUCCAGAGGCCCAGACGACGGAGGAGGAGGAGGAGGAGGAGGAGUUCCUCUUCGUCACAAUGUUCAGUCUACUGGUUGUUAUUGUUCCUCAGAGCCGGCGACAGGAACUUCUUCAAACUUUGCAUCAACGUCCACUUUCACCUCAAGGACGAACCGAUUAGACCGGCAGCAGCAGAGGGAACCCGGUUGAUUCGGUGUCCCCCUUCACCUGCCCGGGGGGAGCUGUACCUGCCUCACCUGAGCGGGAUCUUCUCCACCUCCCAUCGCGUGAAAACAUGA
This is a messenger RNA of Seriola aureovittata, 1528 nucleotides long. RefSeq lists its product as uncharacterized. The record is from RefSeq and is a predicted model, not a curated record. Lineage: Eukaryota; Metazoa; Chordata; Actinopteri; Carangiformes; Carangidae. Gene Ontology annotation, cellular component: DNA replication factor A complex; chromosome, telomeric region; site of double-strand break. Bases 146 to 1528 code for a protein of 460 amino acids. The transcript is spliced from 12 exons. Gene Ontology annotation, biological process: DNA replication; nucleotide-excision repair; double-strand break repair via homologous recombination.